Molecule: messenger RNA, 2392 nt
Organism: Cylas formicarius (sweet potato weevil)
Lineage: Eukaryota; Metazoa; Arthropoda; Insecta; Coleoptera; Brentidae
Product: zinc finger CCHC domain-containing protein 8 homolog
Exons: 5
Coding region: 132-1997 (621 amino acids)
Cellular component (GO): catalytic step 2 spliceosome
Molecular function (GO): RNA binding
Source: RefSeq, a predicted model, not a curated record
CUCAGCAAAGAAAAGGGCUUAUUGAAGUAAAUUCGUGUAUCUUAUGUGAGAAUUCAUUUGUGCUCUGUGGUGAUAUUCGUACCUAUUUUUCCAUGCUUUAUCACACACCUGCUGUGUUCUGCGACUAAAAAAUGGAUUCUUCAAAAAACGGUCAACGAAAAAGAAAAAGUCCUAAUACAAAUAAUAUUUUUGAAGUAAAUGAAGAUGACUUAUCUGCAGAAAAUUCGGAGUCAGAGGAGCCCGAAGCAAAAGUUAAGAAGACAGACCAUUCAAAUGUAUAUGAGAAGCAAGUAAGCCAAAGUCCAAGUAACCUCCAAAAUGAACAAAAAAUUGAUAUAUCUGAAGACUCAUUUGUGCCCAAAAUACGUAAUGAUAUUGAAGAUAAGUUUGAUGAAAACAUUAUCAAGGAGGUGAGUAUCCUAGAAGAAGGUGAAGUAUCCGAAUUUGAUUCAAAAUUGAAUAAUAAUACUUCACAAGAUUCAUAUAUUACUAUUACGUUCAAAGACAGAGAGGCAGCAGACAUUUACAGGAAACCUUUUUUGAAAUUUCUUCAGACAUUUGUAGAAUUACAAAUAGAAGAUAGUGCUAACACUGUAAUUAAGUUAUCUAGGACUGCCAAUGUGAACCCUACUGACUGGGUAAUAAUAGAUGACAGUCUUGACUUAACUCAAGAAGUGGAUGAAGAAUUGGCUAAAGAACUGCCUGUUACACCACAGUCAGGAAAGAAAAAGAAAAAAAAGAAAAAGAAAAAGGACUUAUUUGUCCUGGACACUACUCCAGGUUUAGAGGAUGAGGCUAACCAAACAAAAUAUUGGUCUAGAUUUUUAAUUAAUGAAGCUGAGAAAAAAGAUGAACAAGCACCUCAUAAACGACCUAUACCUUCAACUUGCUUUAAUUGCAGUCAGAAUCAUAAUAUGAAAGAUUGCCCCAUGCCCAAAAAUUAUAGUGUAAUCAACUCUAACAGACAAAAGUUGGCAAACAAAAAUAAAGCUUGUCGAUACCAUCUGGAAGGAGACCAAAAAUAUAGCCAUCUUUGUCCUGGCAAGAUCUCCACGAAUUUACAAAAAGCACUGGGUUUGCACAAGAACCAAAUACCAAAGUUUUUUUAUAAAAUGAGAGAAUGGGGUUACCCUCCAGGGUGGCUGGAGGAAGCAAAAAUAGUGAAAUCUGACUUGGCUAUGUUUGAUAUACAUGGCAAUCAUGUUAAAAAUACUCAUGCCAGAAAUAUUAAAGGGUUGGAUCCUGAAAAACUAAUUGACUAUCCUGGAUUUAACAUUCCUCUCGAAAAACAUAUUAAAGAUGAAUCAAGACAUCAUCACAUGCCACCCUAUUCACGCGAUUAUAGUAAAGAGAUAAUGAUAGACUUUUAUGAAAAACAGUGCAUGGAGGAAGAAGACAAUUCUGAAACUCAAGAUAUGGAUUUAAGUAAGACAAAUGAAACAGAAAUUGUAGAGAUCAUUGAAAUAACUGACACUGAACUACAGUCGAAGGAGAUUCUUACAAUUAAAGAAUCUCUAUUGAAUGCACCAUCACCAUCAUUGAAUGAGUUAGAAAAAGAGAAAGAGACUCUAUUGGAACAACUAAUUGAUACAGAUGAAGUAUCUAAUUCUGCUGUUUUACAGGAUGAUCAAGCUACUUCCCAGACUGAACACGAAGAACCGAAACAAUCAAAUGAAAAAAAGACAGAUUCAAAUGAACCCGUGGAAAUAGAUUUAACAAAAACCGAAAAUGAGGAUUAUUUAUGUUCAACUCCCAUUACCAAACGCGAUACUAACAUUAGUGUGCGUAGUGUUACAACUAGCACAUUUGGAACUCCGAUAUUGAAAAGUAGUUCUCCUUAUAGUACAUUGCCGAACCCUGAUAAUUUUUCUAAGGAUGUGAGCCCCGUGAUAAACUUUGAGAAUUUGCCAAAUUCGACAGGUAAGUAUGAGCAAAUGACAGGAGUGCUACAAAAAGUACGCACUACGUUAAAAGGUUUAAAUCAGUGUAAAAGUUGAGGUCAUGAACUGGUAUUACAUUAACAUUUAUUAAAUGGUAGUUCAGAAAUUCAGCCAAUUUAAUUACCUAAAUCUUUUUCAUGAAGGUUAUAGCUAGGUAUAGCUUGAAUUUUUAAUUUAUAAAUGGAGUGACCAUAUGAUGCCAUCCAACGGUUUCCCCAGUGGCUAUAAUAAAUAUACACAUAUACUUGUCUGUACAUGUUUAAUAAAUUUGUACCUGUUUUAAGUCAUGUAAAUAAAUUUUGUAUGUAAAAAUGUUUUUUGAAAACUUUAGUUAAUUGAAAGUUGAAAAAAGAAAAAAUAUAUUAAUAUUUAGUAUUUCAUACUUUGCUACAGAGAAAAAACAAUAUAAGAGUAUUUAAGUGUCUAAAAUUGUGUAAUAGAGAUAUAUUAAU